Messenger RNA from Vicugna pacos (alpaca), 2480 nucleotides. It is a transcript of the gene TMPRSS3, whose product is annotated as transmembrane serine protease 3. Gene Ontology annotation, biological process: proteolysis. Gene Ontology annotation, molecular function: protein binding; serine-type endopeptidase activity. Lineage: Eukaryota; Metazoa; Chordata; Mammalia; Artiodactyla; Camelidae. Gene Ontology annotation, cellular component: membrane. The record is from RefSeq and is a predicted model, not a curated record.
CUCCUCCUUCUGCAUGGCAAGGGGGGCAGGGGCUGGGCACCCAGAGGGCAGGGAUACUUUCAUCCUUAACUAGGUCAACCCUGUGCGAGCCUGGAAAGGGUUGUGCUUACGGGAAGCUACAAGCACUGUGGGUGGAAGUCCCCUCCCUGGUGCCGCCUGCAGGUGGGGGCGCGGACACUACUUUCCUGGAGGUGGAGGUGGAGGCGGAGCCUGGUCUCAGAGGUCCUGAAAUAGUCACCAUGGGGGAAAACGACCCGCCGGCUGCCGAGGCCCCCUUCUCCUUCAGAUCGCUUUUCGGACUUGAUGAUUUGAAAAUAAGUCCUGUUGCACCAGAUGCCGAUGCGGUGGCUGCCCAGAUCCUGUCUCUGCUGCCACUGAAGUUCUUCCCCGUCAUUGUCAUCGGGACAGUUGCGUUGAUAGUGGCACUGGCCGUGGGCCUGGGCAUCCACUUUGACUGCUCCGGGAAGUACCGGUGCCGGUCAUCUUUUAAGUGCAUUGAACUGACCGCUCGAUGCGACGGGGUCUCGGACUGCAAAGAUGGGGAGGACGAGUACCGAUGUGUCCGCGUGAGCGGUCAGAACGCGGCACUCCAGGUGUUCACGGCUGCUGCCUGGAGGACCGUGUGUGCCGACGACUGGAAGAGCCACCACGCUGCUGUCGCCUGUGCACAGCAGGGGUUUCCCAGCUACGUGAGUUCAGACACCCUCAGAGUGGACUUGCUUGAGGCGCGGUUCCAAGAGCACUUUGUGUCCAUCAAUCACCUCCUGCCAGAUGACAAAGUGAUUGCUUUACACCACUCGGUGUACUUGAGGGAGGGGUGUGCCUCGGGCCACGUGGUCACUUUGAUGUGCUCAGCCUGCGGUCGGAGGAUGCGCGACAGCGCACGCAUCGUGGGUGGGAACGUGUCCUCACUGGCGCAGUGGCCCUGGCAGGCCAGCCUGCAGCUCCAGGGCUACCACCUGUGCGGGGGCUCCCUCAUCACCCCGGUGUGGAUCGUUACAGCGGCUCACUGCGUCUAUGAUCUCUACCUCCCCAAGUCGUGGACUAUCCAGGUGGGGCUGGUUUCCCUGCUGGACAGCCCGGCCCCCUCCCACCUGGUGGAAAAAAUCGUCCGCCACAGCAAGUACAAGCCAAAGAGACUGGGCAAUGACAUCGCGCUCAUGAAGCUGGCCGGGCCUGUCUCCUUCAGUGAGAUGAUCCAACCAGUCUGUCUGCCCAACUCUGAAGAGAACUUCCCCGAUGGGAAGAUGUGCUGGACGUCAGGAUGGGGGGCCACAGAGGAUGGAGGCGACGCCUCCCCGGUCCUCAACCACGCCGCUGUGCCUUUGAUCUCCAACAAGAUCUGCAACCACAGGGAGGUGUACGGGGGUGUCAUCGCCCCCUCCAUGCUCUGUGCAGGCUACCUGAAAGGCGGUGUGGACAGCUGCCAGGGAGACAGCGGGGGGCCCCUGGUGUGUCAGGAGAGGCGGGUGUGGAAGUUGGUGGGAGCCACGAGCUUCGGCAUCGGCUGUGCCGAGGUGAACAAGCCUGGAGUCUACACCCGCAUCACCUCCUUCCUGGACUGGAUUCACGAGCAGAUGGAGAGGGACCUGAAAACUUGAAGAGAAAAAGCAAGUUACCACCUUGAGUUCCUGCCAAGAUGGAGCCAUCCCUGCCCUUCCGUGGAGUCCCGUGUGGAAACUUCGAGCAGCAGAGCCAAAAGAAGGAGCAUCUUUUCAUUCCUCUACAAGUAGAACAGUUUUCUUCUAACGCCUCUAACCAGCCAGAGGGGCGAUGGACUGAAAUGACCCUGAAAGUCCUUUCUGACCUUCACUAAGAGCAGAAGCAGGAACACCUCCCAAAGGGCUACCUUUUCCCUACUUGUCCAUCCGGUUUCCUCCCAUGCAGAGCGGCCCAAGCUGCAGCCACUCAGCAAAGACGUGACAGCUUGGACCUGCAGGCAUCACUGCAGAUGCCGCUGUCUGCACAUCCGUAUCCAGGCACCAGAACAGGACCCAAAUUUUCUACCAAGAUCUCUUUUCACAUGUGGGAACUUAACCUCUAUGUGAUUAUAGUUUUGAGGUUUAUUUCUGUUAUGUCUUCCUAGCCUUUGGUGCUUGAUGUAUUGUUGUCUCUUGCUCCCAGGGGACAUACACCUUCUUAGUGUGUUCAAAAGCCAGAGCUCGUCUGAAUGAAUCCUGACUGCUUGUGUAAAUUGAAAUUGUGUAAGUUUCGUUCAAGAGGCUGGAUUACUUUGAUCUCUCCUGUAGACAUUGUGGGUUUUGCAUUUUUCUGUUAGAACAGGGUUCUCAGCAGAUCAGCGCUAUCUCUUAUGACAUCACAACACUCAGAAGCAGAAUAAGAAAGUACUGGGAUAACACAGGACCACCGAGACCGCACACAGCAAUACUGAUGACAGUCUCCUGCCAUCAAGAAGCCAGAGGCUUCCCUACCUCUUUGUAUGGACCCAUUAAUCUACCAUGCAGUUGCAGGGCUGGGGA